AUGCUUCCAGACGCUGGCGGCCGCCCGCCCCCGCCCACUAGUCCAGAGGGCACAGGUGCCUUCCAAGCAACUAGUCAGCGCAAGCGCUUCCCGUCACCAAACAGCGCCCCACCUCCAAACACCUCGCCGUCGCCCACCCAUGCCAGGGAGGGCACGAUAUCUCUGCGCCGCAGCCCAUACCACAGCACGCGCCAGGCCAUACAACCAAGCAAUACGCUCCCCCACGUAGCAGGAAGUCACCUCACGAGCAUAAAACACCGUGAGCAGCCUGUGCAGUACCACUACAACGCGCGCGGUAUAUUAUCCACCUGCCAUCACACAGCGCGCCCCCCCCCCCCCCCCGGUUUACCCCCCAUGUCGCGCGCCUACCUCUUCCGUAUUGCGCCUACCACCCCACCUCCUCCGCAUCUGUCUCCGCUUUCACCUCCAAUCGAUUUUCUGCCCACUUCUUUGCGCUCCACCUCAACCUCCACCUCGAGCCCAACCGCGGAAAUAGACUCAUGUUUUCAACGGAUGUCAGUGAGUUGGCUCAUCGGUAGCAAAUUAAGAUGGCCUAUGCUGCUUCGAAUAAGGUAG
Messenger RNA from Morchella importuna, 576 nucleotides. RefSeq lists its product as uncharacterized. Lineage: Eukaryota; Fungi; Ascomycota; Pezizomycetes; Pezizales; Morchellaceae. Bases 1 to 576 code for a protein of 191 amino acids. The record is from RefSeq and is a predicted model, not a curated record. The transcript has a single exon.